ACCAUCUUCUUCCUCAUCUCCAAUGACAAGAACCAAUAUUGCCUCCAUCAUUCUCCUAUCACUUCUCCAUUUUUCAUUCCAUCAUGCUCCAUGUGAAGCCACUAUUCAAACCAAAAGUACCAGCCAUGGCAGCAUCAGCUGCGACUUCUUCCAUGGAACUUGGAUCCACGAAGAGUCCUAUCCUCUCUAUGACUCCCUAAGCUGCCCGUUCAUCGACCCGGAGUUCGACUGCCAGAGAAAUGGCCGCCCUGAUAACCUCUACCUCAAGUAUAAAUGGCAACCUGUUGCUUGUGAUCUCCCAAGAUUUGAUGUGAAGGACUUUCUGACGAGGUGGAGAGGGAAAAACAUAAUGUUUGUUGGCGACUCCAUUAGUAAUAAUCAAUGGCAGUCUCUGCUCUGCAUGCUUCAUUCUUCUGUUCCAGAUUCCAAGUUCUCCAUUGAUAGGAAGGAUCCUCUCUCUUCAGUAACAUUUGUGGACUUUGCUGUCUCCAUAUCAUUCUAUCGAUCACCAUAUCUGGUAGACAUCUCAACCGAGCCCGUCGGGCGAGUCCUCAAUCUCGACUCAAUAUCAGGCGGCGGAAAAUGGAUCAAUUCAGACCUACUCAUCUUCAACACAUGGCAUUGGUGGGUUCACAAAGGAGCAGAAAGCCAAGGCUGGGACUAUAUCCAGUAUGGAGACAAAAUUUUGAGGGAUUUAGACCGCCUGGAAGCAUUUUCUAAGGGGCUAACUACUUGGGCCAAAUGGGUGGAAUCCAGUGUCAACACUAACGUUACAACAGUCUUUUUCCAGGGGAUAUCUCCUGUACAUUACCGAGGGAAGGAAUGGGGAGAAGCUGAAGCUAAAGAUUGUGGCGAACAAACAGGGCCUGUAAGCGGAUCAACGUAUCCAGGUGGAUCUCUUCCUCAGCAAAGCGUAGUUAGUAAUGUGUUGGAGAGUAUAAAGAAGCCUGUCUAUCUGCUUGAUAUCACCUUUCUUUCCCAGCUAAGGAAAGAUGCCCACCCUUCUUCCUUCAAUGGAGGCCGCUCCGGAGUGGACUGUAGCCAUUGGUGUCUUGCCGGACUUCCUGAUACAUGGAACCAGAUCCUAUAUGCAGCUCUCCUUCGAUGAUUCUUGUACUCAAAAAGAAAAAAAGAAGAUUUACAUAAA
Molecule: messenger RNA, 1147 nt
Organism: Phalaenopsis equestris
Lineage: Eukaryota; Viridiplantae; Streptophyta; Magnoliopsida; Asparagales; Orchidaceae
Product: protein trichome birefringence-like 37
Exons: 5
Coding region: 23-1108 (361 amino acids)
Cellular component (GO): Golgi apparatus
Molecular function (GO): O-acetyltransferase activity
Source: RefSeq, a predicted model, not a curated record